This is a messenger RNA of Perkinsus marinus ATCC 50983, 798 nucleotides long. RefSeq lists its product as hypothetical. Bases 1 to 798 code for a protein of 265 amino acids. Lineage: Eukaryota; Perkinsozoa; Perkinsida; Perkinsidae. The record is from RefSeq and is a predicted model, not a curated record. The transcript is spliced from 2 exons.
AUGCUAUCUAUUCGACGUCGCGAUCACUCGUACGGUCAGAAAUAUAUGCUGUACUGGGCACUGAGCAUUGCCGUGUCCCUAGUAGGGAGAGUCAAUGGUCUACCGACUGACGACUGGUGCGAUACUCACGAAGCGGAUCAGAUUACCACGACGGAAGCCCUGGGCUUACCAGCUCGUGGGAUAUCUAUGGUCGACUUCGCGUUCGACAAUUCUGAUAAUUGGUAUAUCGCUGGUCAAGACAAAUCUACCAAGGAAUAUAAGGUGUGGAAGGCCCCAUUCGAUGAGAAAGGGUUGGCGGUCGAGAUAUUCACUGGAGAGGCAACAUCGAUUGACCUAUACACUACCAGCGGAAACACUUAUGUUUUCGCAAUCGUUGAUAGCGAGAUUCGUAUGUAUGGUACCCCCGGCAAUCGCCGACCGCCUCUUGUGGGUGAUUUCGUCGUCAUCCGAGCGGCCGAAAAUACCCACGAUUGGGCAGCUCUCAUCUUCGACAGCUCAGCUAAAUAUCUCUAUGUGUCCGACAGGAAGAUGAAUCAGGUCUAUCGCUUUGAUGUGACUUCUUCAAGUUACCCUGAGAGGCUUGUUGCUGGUAAUCCCGAUGGUGUUGCUGCGGAUGAUGAAACGCAUCUCGACCAUCCCGAAGGAGUCAGGUUUGCCCGUGGUGACCUCUAUAUUUUACAAGGUUCCCCUGAAGAAGGCCAUAUUGUUAGGUGGACUCCUGGUAAGAGCAAGCGAAAGUUCGUCUACGACUUCGCCGUUAAUGGAAGUCUGACGAUGCAGUGUACAAGCACUGUGUAA